Ilex paraguariensis (yerba mate) is the source of this 1616-nucleotide messenger RNA. NCBI's taxonomy places the organism in Eukaryota, Viridiplantae, Streptophyta, Magnoliopsida, Aquifoliales, Aquifoliaceae. The record is from the annotation of a GenBank genome assembly.
CUUUGAUUCUCUUUCUAUUAUCGGUUUAUAAUAUAAUCCAAUAUACCUAAGGAUCCAGCAGAGAGAGAAAAACUGGAUUUUAGAGAGAGAUAUACAUCAAGAUCAAUCACUCCAGUGAUCGAUUUGUUGGAGCCGUAUAGUCUCUCUCUUUUCGAUCAUAAAUUGGACAAUUUUACUACAAUUUGAAGUCGCCACAAGGAUUGAAGGAUUCUUGAUUUUGAAGCUCUUUUUUCGAAUUCACGAUCUGGAUUUUGUUCAUGACAGUCAAGAUGGUUGGAUCACAAGAGAAUCAUCCGAGAGUGAUCAGGAGGCCCUCAAAUAUUCAAGGGGGCUUACGAGCGGAGAAUGGGAAGUUAGCAGCUGGAAUUGCACAAAAUCGGAGGGCAUUGAGUACGAUCAAUCGUAACAUCAUCCGAGCUCCACCUUAUCCAUGCGUCAUUAACAACAGAGGAGGCUUGCCAGAAAAUAAUGUGAUCUCUAAUAGCAAUCCGCCUAUUCCAAUGCAUCCACCGGUAACUAGGAAGUUUGCUGCACAAAUGGCUAGCAAACAGCAGCAACCCUUACUUAAGGAAACAAAGCAGUCGGUCCAACCAGUUCCGUACACAAGUGAGUCAGAAGACUGUACCAUUAUUGAUGUGGAGGAUGACAACGUCACUAUUGACUUCUCUGUGCCGAUGUUUGUGCAACACACGGAAGCUAUGCUGGAUGAAAUAGACCGGAUGGAUGGGGAGAUUGAAAUGGAAGAUAUAGAAGAGGGGCUAAUAGUGGACAUAGACAGCACAGAUAAGAACAACCCUCUUGCAGUUGUUGAGUACAUUGAUGAUAUAAAUGCCCAUUACAUGAAAGCAGAGAGUUCUAGCUGUGUCUCACCGAACUACAUGGCACAACAAUUUGAUAUUAACGAGAGAAUGAGAGCAAUUCUCAUUGACUGGCUGAUUGAGGUCCAUUACAAGUUCGAACUGAUGGAUGAGACCUUGUAUCUGACUAUCAACCUCAUUGAUAGAUUCUUAGCAGUUCAACCAGUGGUGAGAAAGAAACUACAGCUUGUUGGGGUUACGGCCAUGCUUCUUGCUUGCAAAUAUGAAGAGGUUUAUGUACCUGUUGUGGAAGAUCUCAUAUUGAUUUCUGACAAGGCUUACAGCAGAAAAGAAGUGCUUGAGAUGGAGAAAUUGAUGGUCAAUACUUUACAGUUCAAUCUCUCAGUCCCCACUCCAUAUGUGUUUAUGAGGAGAUAUCUUAAAGCUGCUCAAUCUGACAAAAAGCUGGAGCUUCUGUCCUUCUACAUAAUCGAGCUUUGCCUGGUUGAGUAUGAAAUGCUUAAGUUCCCACCUUCUUUGUUAGCUGCUGCUGCUAUCUUCACUGCUAAAUCUACUCUCAGUGGAUCAGAGCAGUGGAGUAAGACCAGUGAAAGACAUACUAACUAUACUGAAGCUCAGCUACAGGAAUGCUCAAAGCUGAUGGUUUGCUUCCAUCAGAAAGCAGGCAGUGGGAAACUAACAGGUGUGCAUCGAAAAUACAGUACUUCCAAAUAUGGCUAUGCCGCAAAAUCAGAACCUGCUUAUUUUCUCUUAGAAACUAGGUUCCAGCAGGAUUUAGCUUUAAGUGGUAAUAUUUAA